AGAGAGCGCCUCAUCGUCUGACUUCGAAAGGUGCCUUUUUCCGCUUCGGAAUCUGCCUAUUCUGUCCUAGGACGACCGUUUAGGGAGACGGCCGCGUCAAGAUGAACGACUACGAACUCGUCGUUCAAACCCUCACGGACACUCAGUUUCCCGAGAGAGCUCCGAAGGCUCUCGAACUACUGAAAAACUACGAGUGCAAAGAUGGCUACCUGAGGAUCCUGCUGCACAUUCUAGAAAACAGAGAGGUCCCCAUCGAAGUGCGCACCGUCGCCGCCAUACAUCUAAAAACGACCGUCAGGACGAGAUGGAAGGCGGGCAAUGACCAGGGCGAAGAGCCCGCGAUCGGCGACGGCGAGAAGGCGUUCAUUAGAGACAACAUCCUUCUGUCUAUCAAGUCGAAUGCGUCCGCGGUAUCUAUUCGAAACCAGCUAGAGGAGGUUCUCCGUUCUGUCGUCUCGUACGAAGAGUGCCCAGACAACCUGCACAGCCUGACGGAACAGAUUUUCGGCGCCCUGGGCUCGGGAGAGAAAGACUCGAUACUGGCCGCUCUGAUCUGCCUGCGAGGCUUCAGGUUCUCGAAGAACGACCCCGUCCAGUCCAACUUCGUCGCGUCGGUGCUCGACAAGCUGAGGUCGCUGCUGAAAUGUCUUGUGGACAACAACGACGCCGACAGUCUGCAGUUGCAACUGUUGAUCGUCAAAAACCUGCGCAAAAUUUCUAUUUCCACCGACGUCCCCCUGGCCACCGGGUGCCGCGAGAACCUCGAGGAGUGGAUGAACCUGCUGGUCCACUCCGUCUUUGGCUCCCCCGCCCCGACGGUGUCUCCGACGCCGGCGCUGUGGAUAAAACUCCGCGUCAACAUCACCUACUUGUUCAUCAUGUACACCGGCCGGUACUCUCGCAUCACUCGCGGCAAACUGCAUUCGGGCAUAUCGCAAGAGACCAUAGAGGUCGCGAACUAUUGGAUGAGCACCUACGCGGUCUCUUUCCUGAACAAGUGCUUCUACAUUUUGACGUUGUACUCCAAAAACCAGCUCGACAACAAAAAAUUUCUGAGCGUUGUUUUGGACUACAUUCACAACUCCAUCGCGAUCCCGUCCCUAUGGGACAUCAUCAAACCGCACUUGUGGGACCUGUUCACCAACGUGUUCAUCCCAAUCCUGUGCCUCAACAGCGAGGACCAAUACCUUUCGCAAAACAACCCGGUCGAAUGUGUCAUAAUCGAAGAAGACUCGCUCUACAACAUCGACAACCCCAGGUCUCAAGUCCUGCAGUGUAUAUACCGCAUAUCGUCUCAAAAGUCCUCGCUCGACUACCUGCAGACCAUUCUGGGCCUGAUAGUCGACGACAUCUUCGUCCCGUACUCGAAGAGCUUGCCAGAACACCGCGACAUAUGCAAAAAAUAUGCGGGACUCACCGUCCUCGGCAACCUUUCCAGACUGCUUCGGAAGUCGGAAAAACACCUCAACUCCAUCGAGUACCUGCUAGUCUGCUACGUCUACCCUGACUUCGAGUCCCCGUCCGUCGACUUGCGGGCGAAGGCCUGCUGGGCUUUCUCGAGGCUGUGCGGCGCGCAUUUCUCGGACCAACAAAACCUCGUCAACGGGCUCAAUUCUAUCAUCAACUUGUUCGUCUCUUCCAAUCACAUUCUCGUCACCUGCCACUCCGGAAAGGCCCUGAUCGAACUCAUUCGCCUAAACGCGUUCCUGCCCCUCAUCAAGUCCUUCGUUCCCGCUAUCCUCAACAAGUGCAUCGAAGUCAUGUCGACCAUCGAGAGCGAGUCCAUCGUGUCCAUCGUCAAGUACCUGAUCAAAGUGUUCCCCACCUCCGUCCAAAAGCAGGCCGUAGAACUCAUGAAACACCUCCUCGCCAAAUUUUUCCAGUCGGCCAACGCCUUCAACUCCAUUCCUGCACAACAAGAAGGCUCCGCCGACAGCGAGUACGAUGACCUCAUGUCCAGCUCCGCUCUAUUCACCGCCACGGAAACACUCAGGACUAUCCGCAUUUUGUACACAGAAAUGCACAGACAACACUACAUCCAAUCCAGCAUAGAACCGUACAUGUUCAGCGCCAUCGAGUCCUGUUUCCAAGAAAACUUUGUCCCCUUCAUCAGCGACGGAAUCGACCUCUUCACCAAAAUCCUCCGCCGGUCCACACCGCCGUUCUCCCAAAAAAUUUGGUCCUUCGUCUUCUAUAUGAAACAAGCGUUCGUCAACUGGGCCCCAGACCACAUCAGCGAAAUGAUCGAACCGCUCAUCAUCCUCAUCAUCUGCGACCAACCAACCUUCCUGGACCCCGGAUCACCCUAUUUGGAACAAAUAUACCUCAUGGCCAAUCACGCCCUCUCGGAUCCGAACUUCAGCGAAAGCGACGCCCUGUACGUCGUUCAACUAUUGGAGGUCGUCCUCAUCGAAUGCAAAGGCUCUAUCGACCACGUCCUACCCGCCAUCAUCGAGCUCACCAUCAACCGAAUUCGAAAACCCUGCAGCACCCCCUUCAAAGUACUUCUCCUAGAAAUCAUCCUCAGCUCCUUCUGGUACAACGCGGAACUGACCCUGCACCUGCUUAACCAACUCAACCACGCUCGCGACAUCCUAGAGCUCACCUUCGGGCUCCUUCAAGCCAACGCCUUUUCUCGCCUCCACGACAAAAAAUGCGCCAUUCUGGGACUGUGCAGCCUCCUGCGACUCCCCUACGCCCAACUCGGCCCCUAUUGCCAAGAAAAACUGCAAGACAUGAUCUCCGUGCUGCUCCGCGUGGCCAGAGACGCCCACGUCCAACGCUCUCAGCAAGACGCGCAAAAGACCGAAGAAGAAGAAGAAGAAGAAGAACUGACCGACACCACCUACGACAGCGACUCCGAAAACAGCUAUUCGGACGACUCGGAAUACGGCGAUUACUACGAAGAAGAAGAACUCGAAGAAGACGCCGACAAAAUCAUAGAAGCACUUCAAUCCACCGCGCCCAACUGCUGCCUUAUGAAACAAGACGACGCCAACGGAGACGCAACCCCGGUCAAUCACUCCCUCAAACAAGACGACGACGGCCUGAUCUGCUCAACAGAGGACGACGGCUGGCAAUUGGACGACUACGAAGAGCCGGACGAACUCUCAACAAAAAACGUCAUCGAGUCAAUAUACUUCCUCGAAACCAUAGAAGGAUCCGAGAUCCGCGACCACAUCAUGUCCUCCUUCUCCGAAGAAGAGAGACAAAUCUACCAGUUCAUCGCCUCAACGCCUGUAGGCAAACCCGCCUCCCUAGGCCAUGCUCCCCGCUCGAACUUUUAACGUGUCAAAUUUAAACACAAUUCGAAACCGCUCUA
This is a messenger RNA of Schistocerca gregaria, 3322 nucleotides long. RefSeq lists its product as uncharacterized. The coding region runs from base 102 to 3287 and encodes 1061 amino acids. Lineage: Eukaryota; Metazoa; Arthropoda; Insecta; Orthoptera; Acrididae. Gene Ontology annotation, cellular component: nuclear envelope; cytosol. The transcript is spliced from 3 exons. Gene Ontology annotation, biological process: protein import into nucleus. Gene Ontology annotation, molecular function: small GTPase binding. The record is from RefSeq and is a predicted model, not a curated record.